AUGGCCAAAAGACGGGCCGAUAUUGAGUUGAAUCAAGAUAACUGGGAUGAUGAUUUGAGAGCUACUACUAAGGGAAACUUCGAUAAAGCAGACAAGGACAUUAUUUCACAAAGAAAAAUUUUGACAGCACGUACUAACAGAACAUCUAGUGGAACGUCUGGACUAUUUAAAUCAUUUACCGCUUUUUCUGACUGCUCAAGUGGAAACCCAGUAUCAUUCGAUUUCGGACUCAAACAUUCAAGUGUUAAAGAGAAUGGCCAUAAGGAUGAAGAGACUGAGUAUCUUGAACACCUACAAACUCUCAAUCAGAGCUUACUCGAAUGGAUAACAAAACACAUUAAAGAAGACCCAUUUUGUAUUCUCAGCCCGAUAUUCUCCGAUUACGACAAACAUUUAUCGGGAAUCAACUCUAAAUUUCCCAAACAAUCAUUAGUAGGUGCGGUUUCACUGCCGGAGAAAAAAGAAGCUGGCAGUCACUCAAUUGCCAAAACAUCUGAAGUUAUUGAGACUCCGGUCAAGAGUGCACCAAAUCCCGUUUUCUUUUUCGGCAAUUCCAUACCAAAACCCACACCUAUAUCUUCUGGCUCUUCGACUGAUUCUACAGAUAAGAAACCUAUAUUUUCAUUUGGGUUGCCGCCUAUCACGACAACUAGUACUAAUUUCACUCAGUCGCUUUUUCAGUUUCCCAGCGUCUCUAGUUUUUCACAAAAACCUGUGAAUCUCGAUCCUAAACAGAACACUAGUAAUCAACAAGGGGAUGAUGACGACGAGGAAUAUAUUCCUCCCAAACCAGAGGUUAAAGAUUUCAAAGAAGAUGGGUCAGUUUUCACUACAAGGUGUAAAUUAUUCUACAAAGCGGAUAGUGAGUGGAAAGAGCGUGGACUUGGAAAUUUAUUCAUCAAACCAACGACAAACGAUAAAUUUCAAUUACUCAUCCGAGCUGAUACUAAUCUCGGCAAUAUAUUGCUAAAUAUACUGGUUACAAAAGAUGUGCCUAUUAAACAACAGAAAAACAACUUGACUUUAGUUUGUAUCCCUUCACCACCUUUACCAUCGCAGGCUAAAUCGUCCCUUACCAACGAAGAAGAUAAUGGGCAACCAAAACCAGUUCCAAUGUUGAUACGUGUGAAAACUGAAGAGGGAGCUACAGAGUUACUAAGUCAAAUGGAUUUGCACAGGGGUGUCUCAACGAAGUCAUAA
Messenger RNA from Schistosoma guineensis, 1200 nucleotides. Lineage: Eukaryota; Metazoa; Platyhelminthes; Trematoda; Strigeidida; Schistosomatidae. The record is from the annotation of a GenBank genome assembly.